Messenger RNA from Sphenostylis stenocarpa, 504 nucleotides. NCBI's taxonomy places the organism in Eukaryota, Viridiplantae, Streptophyta, Magnoliopsida, Fabales, Fabaceae. The record is from the annotation of a GenBank genome assembly.
AUGUCCAAUCCUUUGCAACUCAAGUCAUUGAAUCAUAUCUCAAUUGUGUGUGCAUCACUGGAGAAGUCCGUUGAGUUUUACGUGAACGUUCUUGGGUUUUCUCCUAUCAAGAGACCUAGUUCGUUAGACUUCAAUGGAGCAUGGUUAUUCAACUAUGGCAUUGGAAUACACCUUCUCCAAUCAGACGACCCACAAGGCAUGCCCAAGACUACUCCCAUUAAUCCUAAGGACAAUCACAUUUCUUUCCAAUGUGAAAGUACAGUAGCCGUGGAGAAAAAACUGCAGCAAAUGGAGAUAGAGUACGUGAAGAGCAGAGUAGAGGAAAGUGGAAUCUACGUUGAUCAGCUAUUCUUCCAUGACCCAGAUGGCAUGAUGAUUGAAAUCUGCAACUGUGACAACAUCCCUGUGGUGCCUUUAUCAGAGAACAAAGUACGGUCAUGCUCACGCUUCAAUUGCAAUAUUCCAAACCGGCACCCGCAAAUUCAACAGAUGAUCCCAAUGUAG